Acaulospora colombiana is the source of this 1476-nucleotide messenger RNA. Lineage: Eukaryota; Fungi; Glomeromycota; Glomeromycetes; Diversisporales; Acaulosporaceae. The record is from the annotation of a GenBank genome assembly.
AUGAAUUUUACCAAGAAGCACUCGUCGAACUCUUCGGAAGAUAGAAAUGAAUACGGAGAAUAUACAAGUGAUGUCUUAAGCGAAGAAAUCAUAGGAAAGUUCUCCGAUAAGUUUGUGGCAGACGCGAGGAAUAGAAUGGCGAUGAAUGCAAUCACAGGUGCUGACAUGAACAAAGUGCUGUUGAACCGCAAGGUACCAUACUUUAUUCUAUUAUCCGAACAUGUAUCGGCAUUUCAGCUUCAAUUUUUUAACCGGUUCGCGCUCAUACAGGCCACCAUCAGUGAUAUCCAUGUGUUUUCCGAGAAACUUGAAUUGGAAGGCAAGGCGACUAACCAAAGAUCGUCUGGACGUUGUUGGAUAUUCGCCGCUACCAAUGUCCUACGAUUGAUCGUCAUGAAAAAGUAUAAAUUGGAAGAAUUCGAGUUAUCACAACCUUAUAUGUUCUUUUACGAUAAACUUGAAAAGGCAAAUUUUUUCCUUGAGAACAUGAUUGCGAUUGCCGAUAAGGAAGUUGAUUCGCGUCUGAUCCAAUAUUUAAUUCAGGCCCCGGUGAAUGACGGGGGUCAAUGGGACAUGAUCAUCAAUAUUUUGGAGAAAUAUGGGGUGGUCCCUAAAACCGUGUUUCCAGAAAGUUACAAUUCAUCUAAUUCAUCCAAACUCAAUUGGUUGGUGACAACAAAACUCCGAGAGUUUGCCCAUCAGUUGCGUGAGUUACAUGCUUCUGGAAGUAGUGUCGAAUCUUUAAGGCGCAUCAAGGUUAAGAUGAUGGAGCAAAUUUAUCGUAUUCUGGCAAUCUCUCUUGGCGAACCACCUAAAGAGUUCGAUUGGACUUUCCGCGACAAAGAUGGAAGGUUCUACGAGUACAAGGGACUAACGCCAUUGAAGUUUUAUCGUGAGCACAUCGGUUACAAGGCGACAGAGACAUUCUCUCUCAUCAACGAUCCUCGUAAUGACUUCUUAAAAUUGUAUACUGUUGAGUAUCUCGGCAACAUUCAAGGCGGUUUCCCGAUUCGUUACGUCAACAUUCCAAUUGAAGCGAUGAAACUCCUCACCAUUCAAACUUUACGCGCGGGAAAACCAGUUUGGUUUGGCGCCGACGUUGGAAAAUCCAGUGACUCAGAGAUAGGAAUAUUGGAUAACAAAAUUAUUGACUACGAAUUGGGAUUCAACAUCAAGUUUCGUCUGACGAAAGCCCAAAGGUUGCAAUAUGGUCAGAGCUUGAUGACGCACGCUAUGGUUUUCACAGGCGUACACCUCGAGAACGGUAAGCCUGUUCGUUGGCGAGUUGAGAAUUCCUGGGGUGAAGACCGUGGAGAAAAGGGUUACUUCGUCAUGAGCGAUGAUUGGUUUAGCGAUUGGGUUUAUCAAAUAGUUCUAGAAAAGAGAGAUGCACCUCAAGAGUAUGUAGAGAUAUUGGAGCAACCUCCCAAUGUUUUACCCGCUUGGGACCCGAUGGGCUCUCUUGCUAUCAUGUGA